UCCAUGGCCGUGUCUCGGAUCGAGGAGAAAAUCCUGGGUCGCCUUGCGCGGGAGCUACCUUCGACGACAGCAAAUGCCCUGCUCUCAUCUUCGUUGUAUCAGCUACUAGGCUUAUCCGUACAGCUAUCGAAGCGGCUUUACCGAGCGCGCAAACUUCGAAAACUCGACCCGACGCGAGACACAAAAUCGUUGCAGCUCUACCAUCACAUCAUAUGGCUCGCACGAGAGGGCUUGGCGAUCACGGAACACAAUGUAGUCACGCGACUUCGACUCGAUGACUAUGCUCCAGAGUACCGCGUCAUGGCAGCCAAGAUGCAGGCCUCUCUGCUGCAUGUCUUAUGCCUCUUCGACAGUACUCCUCAACAGGCGGCACAACAGGACAUUAACGAUGACGCGCGGCAACAUUCGGAUGGAGGCGCUCCGUUUCGUGAUACUAUACCAUCCAUGGUCUCCGAGGCCUCGUACGUGACAAAUCCAUAUGCGGGACCCUCGCGGAGUUCGCCACCUGCUGGCUUCGUGCCACUGAACGACGAGCCCAGAAGGACGACACCAUCGCGGCCACCCGGGUUAGCAGCAGCCGGGAGUAUGUCGAACCUUAUCGCCAAUUCUUCAAUCUUCAACGCUCAGAAUAAAGUUCCUGCAACCCAGAGCUAUUUCAAACACGUGCAGCAUCUUGCUGAUACCCUGCUCGCUCCAACACAUGCGCUCCGACUAUCCGUGGCACUUGAACACUCAGCAUUUGUCUGGGAAUGCGCAAAGGACCAGGAGCGAGCACGCAGGAUAGCUAAGAGUGCUAUCAAGGAAGUCUAUGCCUCGCCCGAGGGCCUUGACGAUGAGGAGUUCAACGAUGCUGCCGCUCUGGUACAGGCACUGGGCGGCCUUGUCAAACGCGGUUCUUCAUCAGCA
Messenger RNA from Dissoconium aciculare CBS 342.82, 906 nucleotides. RefSeq names its product 14-3-3 protein. The annotation marks the transcript as partial. Gene Ontology annotation, biological process: signal transduction. The record is from RefSeq and is a predicted model, not a curated record. Lineage: Eukaryota; Fungi; Ascomycota; Dothideomycetes; Mycosphaerellales; Dissoconiaceae. The transcript has 2 exons. Gene Ontology annotation, cellular component: cytoplasm.